Molecule: messenger RNA, 1357 nt
Organism: Phialemonium atrogriseum
Lineage: Eukaryota; Fungi; Ascomycota; Sordariomycetes; Cephalothecales; Cephalothecaceae
Exons: 2
Coding region: 437-988 (183 amino acids)
Source: RefSeq, a predicted model, not a curated record
CUUCGAACGGUCUCUCAAGGGACCUAAGUCUGGGCUUGAUGGUUUCUUUAUUGCAGUCUGACAUCAAGACCUUGGAAGGCGCAUCGACUCCACGGCAUUCUCUGACCUCAUCGAUUUUUGACAGCCACUCUUCAAUGUCAGACAUGCUCCUGAACCAUAACUUGAGGCCCUCUCAUGUAUCACCCCAUUUUCUCGUCAACAACCAGCUUACAUUGAUUGAGCACUGGGUAGUCGACCCAUUGCGCUUAAUUCCACGUGGUUUGGCACACGACACGAGUCUCAAACACGCUGUCCCGCCACAAGGUGGCCAAGUCUGGACUCUGGGGGCACAGUUCGAGGACUUUGCCGCGUGGCUGAGUCCCCUGUCGAUGAUUUGCAUACUUUGUUAACUAAUCCGGACCUUGGCCAACCCCUAUUUUCUCCCCACCAUGAAAUAAUGCGAAUUCCACCUCGUUAUCAUCGUAUAUUCGUCCCAGGUACGAGGUCUAACGUCCCGCUUGUGAAUGCCCCUAUCCGUCAUCUACGCCACCACCUCGCAAUGCCAGAGAACACCACCACGAGCACAGGCUCCCUGCCCAGCCCAGCGGACCGCGACCGGAUCGCGAAGUGCCUGGCGGAGCUCGUGCAGGCCAUCCAGGCGCACCCCCAGAUGCAGCCGCCGAACCCGCAUCGGACGCUCUUCCACCUGUGGGACUUUGUCCAGCGGACCAGGUACAUCGUCAGCGAGCUGGACAACAUUGAGGCCGGCCGGCCGCUGCGGCACCCCGAGCAGAUACCGGAAUACCGCAACGGCGCUGCUCCCGGUCCCCAGACCGCGCUGAAAUGUAUGUCCGAUGUGACCACUCGGUCGCAGACUCUGCAUAUGAUGAUCAUGGACCCUUCCAUCAUGCUCCCCAUCAUGGGUCUCGCGUGUGUUGACUACGGAGACGAGAUUAAGGAGAAAUCCAAGGCGCUCGUGGAUUGUUUGGAAGCCGUGAAGGGAUCCUGAAGUCUAUAGUCCGGCUUGGCGUAUUGAUAUUAGCUUGGUCUCCGUUUUAUUUCUUUGGAGUAUGAUUCGGAACUUGGUGGACCUGUGGAAUGUGUAGAAAGAAGUUCCUGGUGUAAAUCUUGCCAUGCUAGCUAUUGCCGCGCCAACUAGAGUGAUUGUAUCCCACGUGUAGAGGCCGUGGGAUCCUGGUACCUGCGUGCAUCGUCGACGUUGUGGCUUGCGGACUAGUGGAACUCAACUCGCCUGAGGCUAGACGACGGAUAUGCUGACGCUUAUAUGCUCCUGUAAAACUGAUUCAUGAGUGUCAUUAAGAGAAGAUGGAGUUGGUGAUGUGAUAUACUUGCUGUCACAUAAUAUUUUCAGGUCGGC